UCGCAUUGCUAGCCCCACGUAGACGCAGCAGCAGCAGCAGCAGCGAGCUCUGUCGGUUCUCUAUCUAGCAUCUCCGGUGUGAAGCGAGCAAGCAGAGAGAGAGAGAGAUGGCGUCCACUCGUCGCAUGGCUGCCGCGCCGGCCGUCCUCCUUCUCCUCCUCCUGCUCGUCGCCACAGAGAUGGGGACGAUGAAGACGGCGGAGGCCCGGACGUGCCUGUCGCAGAGCCACAAGUUCAAGGGCACCUGCCUCAGCAACAGCAACUGCGCCGCCGUGUGCCGCACCGAGAACUUCCCCGACGGCGAGUGCAACACGCACCUCGUCGAGCGCAAGUGCUACUGCAAGCGGACCUGCUAAGCAACACCAGUCCGCGCGACGUCCUCCGAUGGAUGCUUGCUACUGGGCUAGAGCAUCCAUGCCGUCCCUUAGAUCUGUUCGUCCCUACUCCGUCUAUUUCCGUUUCCUUUACGUUGCUCCUAGGGAUGACUGAAAAUAAAGUAGCUACCUGCACCCUCGGCAUUGGCUGUUCGUCUGCAUGUAUGCUGUUUAAGUGUUCCUGGCUUUAGUUUGUGCUGUUGAUGUAAUAACGAUGCCACUGACAAUUUGGCUUCUAUGUCUUGUGUUGGAACUUUGAAUCAGCAGGUUUGUUGGCUUGUCUGUUAAA
Messenger RNA from Triticum dicoccoides, 663 nucleotides. RefSeq names its product defensin Tk-AMP-D2-like. NCBI's taxonomy places the organism in Eukaryota, Viridiplantae, Streptophyta, Magnoliopsida, Poales, Poaceae. The record is from RefSeq and is a predicted model, not a curated record. Gene Ontology annotation, biological process: defense response. Bases 108 to 356 code for a protein of 82 amino acids. The transcript has 2 exons.